Molecule: messenger RNA, 1952 nt
Organism: Sclerotinia trifoliorum
Lineage: Eukaryota; Fungi; Ascomycota; Leotiomycetes; Helotiales; Sclerotiniaceae
Source: the annotation of a GenBank genome assembly
AGCCACUUUGGAAAGUACAUAACAUACAUUGAUACCUCCCUCAGAAUGAACUUCUUUUUCUCUCCCUUAUCGGCCUCUUGUCGAAUAAAAUAUCUAAAGUUGUCAAGAAUUGCCUCGACAGCAAAACCGUCAACAUGCCGUCCUCUUUUUUCAAGAAUUAUCGCAUCUAUUUUCUGACGGCCGUGGCUUACAUGGGCUCGUUACUUUUCGGUAGGUUGAUUUAUACUCCAUGCUUUGAGUUCCUCCCAUACUCCAAAUAGCGAAUCAGAAAAGCGGAAAUGACUGACAUAAUUUGGUGCAAAAGGAUAUGAUACCGGUGUGAUGGGCUCUGUUUUAGCCCUUAAAAGUUUCAGAGGCGAUUUCGGACUUCCGCUUGAGUCGACAGGAUUUGGUGGAAGUCAGAAUGCACAGGUUGCUUCGAAUGUUGUUUCACUGCUUACAGCUGGUUGUUUCUUCGGCUCUAUUGCCGCCGCUUACUGCAAUGAUCGAUUUGGAAGAAAAUUCUCUCUCAUCGGGUUCAGCUCUAUUUUCCUCGUCGGUGCCGCUAUUCAAACCAGUGCUAGUCAUAGUAUUGGACAAAUAUAUGCUGGUCGUGUUAUCGCUGGUCUGGGUGUUGGUGGAAUGUCCUCUAUCACUCCUGUUUAUGUUACGGAGAAUGCUCCUCCCGCUAUUAGAGGACGUAUCACAGGAAUGUUUCAAGAGUUCUUGGUUCUCGGUUCAACCUUCGCUUACUGGUUGAACUACGGCGUUGCAUUACACAUUCCCACAUCCACCAAGCAAUGGAGAAUCCCAGUCGCUAUUCAACUCAUCCCUGGUGGAUUCCUCCUAAUCGGUCUACUAUUCUUGAAAGAAUCUCCUAGAUGGCUAGCUAAGCAGGGGAGGUAUGAAGAAGCUACUGCUUCAAUGGCGUGGACCAGAUGUACCACACCAGAAGAUGAGGAAAUUAUGCAAGAAAUUGCCGAGAUCCGUGCAUCCAUUGAAGAAGAACUUGCUGCAACUGAAGGACUUUCCUGGAAAGAGUGUCUCGCACCAGCCAACCGAAUCAGAUUCUUCACAGCUUUCUGUCUUAUGUUCUGGCAACAAUUCUCCGGAACUAACUCUAUUGGAUACUAUGCGCCACAAAUCUUCGAGACCAUCGGUAUCUCGGCAGCUAACACCGCCUUGUUUGCGACCGGUAUUUAUGGUACUGUUAAAGUUAUCACUACCGGUAUCUUUUUGUUCACCGGAAUCGAUACAUUAGGUCGUCGCAAGUCUCUUAUCUUUGGUGCUGCCUGGAUGAUGACCAUGAUGUUUAUCCUGUCUGCUGUCCUCGUUACUCACCCACCCAACACCAAAGCAACCAGCGUCGCACCGGCAUCCAUCGCCAUGGUCGUAAUGAUCUACCUGUACGUCAUUGGAUAUUCUGCAUCUUGGGGUCCUAUCCCAUGGGUUUACGUAUCCGAGAUAUUCCCCACGCGUCUCCGUUCCUAUGGUGUUGGUCUCGCAGCUUCAACUCAAUGGCUAUGUAACUUUGCCGUCACUGAAAUUACACCUAUAGCUGUUUCUAAUAUCGGAUGGAGAACCUUCUUAAUGUUUGGUUUCUUCUGUUUCGGUAUGGGUACUUGGGCUUUCUUCAUUGUCAAGGAGACUAAAGGAAAGACGUUGGAGGAAUUAGAUAUCCUAUUUGGAGCUGUUAAUGCUGAGCAAAGAGCUCAGGAUGUAGAAGCAGUGCUUCAUUCAAAGAAGGAAGUUGUUCACUAUGAGGGUGACGAGUCCGUUGGAAGUAAAGCUGGCACUGUUAGAGUUGAGAACGGUGCUACGGACGAUAAGACUAUUUAGAUGGUUUAUGAUAAUGACUGGGUAAUAUUUAUGAUAGAUGUUAUGUAUACAGAGUCCGACAUCUGCUUGCUUUAUAUUUGGCUGCAGUGUCGUUGAUUAGAGCUCGAUAGAUGAAUGAAUGCUUGAAUAAUGAU